UAAACAUUAAUAUUGUUAAUAAUUAUCACAUCAGAGUACUGUGUUCAUUUUGUAUUUAAAUUUAUCAAUUAUUGUGUAAAUUGUUUUGUUAGACCUUAGUGCCUUUAUCGGAUUAGUAUGGCACAAAAUGACCAUGUAAACGAUGAUAAAAAUGAUGACUUUCCAAGUUGGCUUGCUGAAAUUACAAAAGAUAUGAAAGAAACACAUAUUAUACAAAAAGAUAAUGACACUGUUUCGUAUAGACAAUCCAAUGGGAUUACUGAUUUCAAUAGUGAAGAUACAAGGCUUACUCGUCGGACUUCUUUAGACAUGAGCCUUCUUUUGAAAUCGGAAACGAAGCCCUUAGCACACUCAGCAGGAACAACGCGGUAUAGUCAUAAAAAUGGCCUGGUUCAAAAUGGACGUGGAAGGAAUAGCAAUAACUUGGUGUUUGAGGACACUCCACGCGGCAUCAGUAAUGACUUUCUAUCAGAUCUAUUGCCGCAUUAUGUGACGCCGCGGCACAGGAAAUUGAACAAUGUUUUGGACAAUGACUUUAACGAUGUUAUUGUGGGGGCAAAGAACACAAAUGGACGAUCGAGAUUAACAAAAUAUACAUAUGACCAAAGAGCGACACAGCGACUUCGUAAGUCAACACCUAAAGUCAACGUAUCCAAUUCUGUGGGCUCCAUGUCUAAGAAUACAACCGAGAAACACAAAACCGAAUUUAUUAUUCCUGAAUUGCCAGAAGGAAGACUAUUGGAAGUUAAGAUUUAUUCGAAUUGGGGUGACAAGUAUACUGUUGGAAUGAAUGGUAUUGAAAUGUUCGAUUCAGAUGGAAAAUACGUCCAUGUUGAAAAGGUUUGGACAGAUUCUUACAGCGGAGAUCAUUCAAAGAACGGUCGCUUGGAGAAUCUAAUAGAUGGCGUUGUGCGCACCAAAGACGACCGGCACACGUGGAGCGCGCCGGCGCCGCAGGGCGUGCCCAUCGCGCUCAGUUUGUUGUUGGUCAAAUGUACCAAGCUAGCGCUGCUUAGGAUUUGGAACUACAACAAGUCACGCAUCUAUUCACAUCGUGGUGUUCGCCUAGUUCAAAUUAAACUGGAUGAUCAGAUAAUAUUUCACGGCGAGAUUGCACGAGCUAACGGGGAAGUCAAAGGACUACUGCCUAGUUUUGGAGAUACAAUAUUAUUUACAAAAAAUGGCAGCAUUCUGGAAUUGAUUCUGGCUAACGAUAAGAAUUUCCAACUGCUACUGAAAGACAAUGAACCAUUGAGCGAAGUUAGUUUGGUCGGUAAACGACCGCCCACAGCCAAUGAUUGCGUGAAAAAUGGACGCACAAACGACAUUGUAGAAUACAAAAGAACAUGCGAUACGAAAUAUGUUGCCAAAGAGCUAAAGUUGACUCUCAUGUCAAAUUGGGGACAGAAAUAUUUGAUUGGACUUACAGGAGUAGAAGUGGUGUGCAACAACGAUCAGAUCCCCAUUCCCCGCGGCACCGCUUACACCACUUACAUCAGUGACGAGUCCAGUAAGCUGGAGCACGGAUACAUCGAGUGCGGCAGCCUGUUCAACGGACGCAAUAUCUCCACAGACUUCAACGACAUGUGGUGCACCAAUUUCACGCCGGGAGCCAAGUUCCUGCACGUUGUUAUAGAGCUGGAGGAGCCGACUGAAAUUACUGGUAUUCGGAUAUGGAACUACAACGCCAGUAUGGAACUGUCGUACAUCGGUGCCAAGCACAUGCGGGUGUCUCUGGAUGGUGCCGCACUGAACAGCAGGCCGCUACUUCUGCGUCGCGCGCCGGGGGACACCUGCUACGACUAUCUGCAGGCCAUCGACCUGUCUGCCAUCGAUGACAGGUUGAGCAACAUGGAGUCGUUCCCAGAGAUGGUGACGUCGUACGAGAGCGGGGAGAGCCUCGCGGCGCCGACCGGGUUUGUGCUGCAGAUGAAGAUAUUCUCGACCUGGGGUGACCCCUACUAUGUAGGCCUAACUGGGGUGGAACUCUACGAUCCACAUGGAAACCUGAUAUCUAUGACUGAGACCAAUGUGUGUGCCCAACCAGCUAGCGUGAACGUCCUGAACACCCGCGCUCGCGACGUGCGCACUCCGUCCAAGCUGAUCGAUGGCCACAACGAGAGCGCUGGAGACGCCGCGCACUCGUGGCUCGCGCCAAUCCUACCCGACACACUCAACAGGGUAUUCUUUGUGUUUGAUGCACCGAUAUCAGUUUUUGGUAUGAAAAUUUGGAAUUACGGCAAGACUCCCACGAGAGGGGUCAAGGAAUUCGAUAUACAUGGAUGAUUUACUAAUUUACAACGGAAACCUUGAUAUAGCUAAAGGAGACAAACUCACUUACCAGUGGAUCUGCUUUCAAGAUCUUAAUCUGGAAAAUAUUACACCAAGCCCUUCGGAUGGUAGUCAGCGGACAACUACAAGCGGUUCCUCGCAGUCUGUGGACCCGAGCGAGCGGCCCUUCACUAGUGUUCAUUCUAUUCGGAAAAACUACAGUAACGCGUCCAAACAUUGAUAUAACUGAUAAUUGUAUUGUGAUCGGUGCUCAUGUUAAAUUUAUUAUUGGGUUGGGAGUUGACUUCAAAUGUAUUAUGAAAUACCUAAUUAUAAGUUUAUUCAUAUUUUGAAAUUUUCACAUUUUCUUUACGGUUUACGUCAAUAAUGGUGUUAAGUAACUGCCUUAUUCAAAGGUAUUAUUAUACCUUACCUAUAUUAGUUAAAACACGUUUUAAACCUAUGGAACAUUCGAUUAAAUCCUUUAUUCAUACCCAAUCGCUUGUUAAACCUCCGGGAACUAAUAUUUGUCGUGUACAAUGUUAACGAAAACGAGGUUUUUGUCGUUGGAAGUAGAUAAUUCACAAUAUAAAAAAGUUGGGAGACAGAUAAAUUGUCAAAAAUUUAAACAAUGCAAAUAAUUUCAAAUUUUCCCGGAAAAUCUUUCAUUAUAUAAUGCUGGGGCUACAUAGGGGUAUUAUCGAUGAUGUUAUAAACGCGUUAAAGCAGGAGCAAAUGGAUUGAAGUCGAUAAGUUUUUAUUUAUCAAAUUUCAUCCAACGAUUAAUUUUUAUCGCUUCGAUUUGAUUAUUGUUAUGCAUUAAGCCAUAUGUGACCCCAGCUUAUUAUCAUGUACUGACUAAGAUCAAAGAUUAUUUAAAAUAGUAGAACUGUGCUAAGAUCGAAAAUCAAACGUCAAAUACGAAACAGCUCACCGAUGUCGGCCAUUUUUUUUCUAUCGAGGAGGAUGCACGGGCCCUAAGUCAUCCUAAGGAGGACUGUGGCUCCGUGCUUCUGUAACACAGAUACUUUUAGUUAUUGUUCCGUAACUCUUAAGACACAUCAACUUUUUCGCGAUGCCAUUGUGAAUACCAUUUUUAACAAGCGUAUUUUAACGACGUUUUAAACCUCCGAUUAGUAAUUAUCAAUAAGAUCAUUAUUAAGUAUCCGUAUAAUUGACAAGGUAACAUGUUCAUAAAACUAUAUUGAAAAAUUCUCAUUUUAUUUUAUUGUUGCGUAAGUGCCUAUUUAAUAAUAAAAAAUGCAAUCAGCCCUCAAUUAGUUAGGUAGUCCAUAAAUUAAUUAAUAAAACCUCAAUCAAUGUUUUCAACGAGAAAGCGCUGUAGUAAUAAUAAUUUCACCCAUUAGAUGCGCCAAAUAGUUUAGACUGUUUAAUUAUCUGGAGACGCUUGGUGUACAGUUUGCAUAAAACGAAAUGUGUUGUCAAGAAUAUGUUGUAAUGAUUCAGCUUGUAAUGAUGAUUAUACUGUGGUAAUACUAUUGUAGCAAUUAAAUUAUUUUUCUGA
Molecule: messenger RNA, 3796 nt
Organism: Leptidea sinapis
Lineage: Eukaryota; Metazoa; Arthropoda; Insecta; Lepidoptera; Pieridae
Product: katanin-interacting protein-like
Exons: 15
Coding region: 118-2286 (722 amino acids)
Source: RefSeq, a predicted model, not a curated record